Molecule: messenger RNA, 1941 nt
Organism: Dovyalis caffra
Lineage: Eukaryota; Viridiplantae; Streptophyta; Magnoliopsida; Malpighiales; Salicaceae
Source: the annotation of a GenBank genome assembly
AUGGGUGGGAUACUCUCCACACGUACAAGUUCACGCCAUCCUUCUAGUUCUCCUUCAUGGAGUCAUCAAGGCUAUCCGCCGUCAUCAUAUGCUCAACCAAGCCAAGAAUAUAUGCCAUACCCUCACUAUGCACCUCCACCUCAGGGCCAUGGUGACCGAGCAACAAAUUCUAGGAGGUUGGAGAGAAAGUAUUCAAAGAUAGAUGAUAAUUACAUUAGCCUGGAACAGGUUACUGAAGCCUUGGCACGUGCUGGCUUGGAAUCUUCAAAUCUCAUUGUGGGUAUUGAUUUCACAAAAAGCAAUGAGUGGACAGGUGCAAGAUCAUUCAACCGGAGAAGCCUGCAUCACAUUGGAGAUGAUCAAAAUCCCUACGAACAAGCAAUAUCUAUCAUUGGAAAAACUCUAUCUUCCUUUGAUGAGGAUAACUUAAUUCCCUGUUUUGGAUUUGGAGAUGCAUCAACGCAUGAUCAAGAAGUUUUCAGUUUUUAUCCGGAUGAGAGGUUUUGUAAUGGAUUUGAAGAAGUUUUGAGACGGUAUAGAGAAUUGGUCCCCCAUCUACGACUUGCAGGACCAACAUCUUUUGCCCCUGUCAUUGAAAUGGCGAUUACUAUAGUUGAGCAAAGUGGUGGCCAGUACCACGUUUUACUUAUAAUAGCUGAUGGGCAGGUGACAAGAAGUGUCGACACUGAGCAUGGCCAACUAAGCCUGCAAGAAAAGAAAACUGUUGAAGCAAUUGUAAAAGCAAGUGAGUACCCCCUGUCCAUUAUAUUAGUUGGUGUUGGAGAUGGACCAUGGGACAUGAUGAAGGAAUUUGAUGAUAAUAUCCCUGCUCGGACAUUCGACAAUUUCCAGUUUGUGAAUUUUACAGAAAUAAUGGCAAAGAACAUGGACCGAUCCAGAAAAGAAGCAGAGUUUUCUCUUGCUGCUUUGAUGGAAAUACCUUCUCAGUAUAAAGCAACGCUAGAGCUUAAUAUUUUGGGUGCUACUAGAGGGAAGGCUAUAGAUAGGGUUCCUCUUCCCCCUCCCCAGUAUGGUGCUGGUGCAACUUCAUUCAGAAACCCAAAACCUGCACAAUCAAGCAGCACUCGUCCAAGUGCACCUUCUUCUGGCAGACGUGACACAGUUGGCACAGCACUUCCUGGAACUUCUGCUACUGAUAAUUAUCUUUGUCCCAUUUGCCUCACCAACCCUAAGGAUUUGGCCUUCGGUUGUGGACAUCAGACAUGCUGUGACUGUGUUAUGUCUAUGGAUGAGGACUUGGUGUGGAUGUGGAUAACAGAUAAGAUGGAAGAAGUGUUCACAAGAUCUAUUGCCUUGGUCCAAAUUCACCUGACUAUGAAAGCUCUACUUGAUCGUCUUGAGAGCUGCUUUAGAGCCUCCAUGGCUGUUGCGAGUAUAGUUCAUCCUUCCAGCUUGGACAACAUUGAUCACCUUCUUAAAAGAGCUGCAGAGGCUAAUCCAAGAGCUAUUCUGUAUCCUGCAGUCCAGAGGAUUAAGGAUGCCCAGUUAUUGGAGGAGGAGCACUUGGUUCACUACCGUUCCAAGCUGAAAGGCCAUGCCAUACCCAAGCCCCGCCCCUUGCAACAAUUGGGAACCAUAAGGAGAGCCCAUAUGUUUCAACUGGUCUACAAACAAAGUUUUGUAACGUCUUUGAAGAAUGAGGUUUGUCAAAUUGGUUUGAUGAAGGAGAAACAUAUGGUGGUUACCAUUAUGGAGGGGAAUCAGCCAUCUCAGGUCCAAUGUGAUGAGAAUAUGGAUAAAAUUAGUGAUGUACAGGACGAAGACGAUGAUACAGUGGAGGAGCAGUGGCGUGACCAAGGAGAUAUGAUUAUGAACUCUGACAUGGCCUCUACUUCCAGCAGUAUACACGAUUUGGCAAUUCCUCCAACCAUCAAUUUCAAAAAAUGGAAAGCGAGUGGUAAAAUCCUUUUUCCCUCUUAA